Messenger RNA from Python bivittatus (Burmese python), 2443 nucleotides. RefSeq names its product C-C motif chemokine receptor 7 (gene CCR7). Gene Ontology annotation, cellular component: membrane; external side of plasma membrane. The record is from RefSeq and is a predicted model, not a curated record. Gene Ontology annotation, biological process: calcium-mediated signaling; positive regulation of cytosolic calcium ion concentration; cell chemotaxis. Lineage: Eukaryota; Metazoa; Chordata; Lepidosauria; Squamata; Pythonidae. Gene Ontology annotation, molecular function: chemokine (C-C motif) ligand 21 binding; C-C motif chemokine 19 receptor activity; chemokine (C-C motif) ligand 19 binding.
UACAGCUUUUCAUCUAUGCUCGUUCAGAGCUUCUCUUCCCUGACAAACUGCCGCUCGCGCUUCCUCUCUGCGAUCUGCCCGUGAAAGACCAUGGACAGGGAUCAACAACUGAAAGCUGCCUUAUUUUGGAAGCUCCCUCUCCUUUUCCAGUUCUGCAAAGGUGACUUUGUGUUAAAUAACAACUCCAGUCUUGUUGAAAAUGCUACUAAAGAGAGCCAGGUAACAAUGGAUUACAACCCUGAAGAUUAUUCCCAUCUUGACUACAGUCUAUUUGAAGAGAUCUGCAAGAAAGAUGAGAUCCGGAAGUUCCGUAAUAUUUUUCUUCCUGUUGCAUAUUCCUUGAUAUGCCUUGUGGGACUGGCAGGCAAUGGUCUGGUCAUGGCAACCUACAUCUAUUUUAAGAGGCUUAAGACAAUGACUGAUGUCUACCUAUUCAACCUGGCCUUAUCAGACAUUUUCUUUCUUUUGACUCUCCCAUUUUGGGCUGUCAGUGCAGCCAAGCACUGGGUUUUCGGGGAUUUUGCAUGCAAAGCCAUCUACCACAUCUGCCAGAUGAGUUUCUUCAGUGGCAUGCUGCUACUUCUCUCCAUCAGCAUUGACAGGUAUUUUGCCAUUGUCCAGGCAACUUCAGCCCACCGCCUUCGGUCUCAGAGAAUGUUUGCCAGCAAGGUCACCUGUUUCUUGAUUUGGACAUUGGCUUUCAUAUUUUCUGUCCCGGAAGUGGUCCAUACUGGUGUUUAUGAAUCUGCUUUACAACCACCACAAUGUUCCAUUGCCACAGGUGAUCGUAUAUCCUUAAGUAUCAAAGUAUCUCAGAUGGUAUUUGGGUUUUGCCUACCUCUGUUUGUAAUGACUUUCUGCUAUAGUGUCAUCAUCAGAAACUUGCUGCAACCCCACAGCUUUGAAAAAAAACAUGUAAUCAAAAUCCUUGUUAUAGUCAUGAUAGCUUUUAUCCUCCUUCAGCUCCCCUACAAUUGCGUCAUCGUCCUCCAGACCAUUUCAAAGUACAACCGAACCACUGGCCAGUGCAAUGCUGUCAAAAGCCUAGAUGUGGCUAAUGAUGUGACUUACAGCUUGGCUUGCUUCCGCUGCUGUCUCAACCCCUUCCUGUAUGCUUUCAUAGGGGUUAAGUUCCGCAAUGAUGUCCUCCGGUUUCUUAAAGACAUGGGCUGCAUCAAUCAAGAGCAGCUCUGGCGAUGGUCAACAUACCAGAAGAACAGUAGAAGUUCUGUUCCUACAGAAACUGAUACCACAACUUCUUUCUCCCCAUGAGAUGCUUGGACUCUGCACAACCAAUAUCAUAGGUGCUUGGCAACAGCUUUCAUUGUCCAACAUCAGAGAUUGAACCAGGAGAUCCUUAAGGUCUCACUUAUUGGUGGGAGUAUUUUCACAGUACUCGAAGAGACCCAACCCAUCCUUCUACUCCUCCACUGGUCAACUCAAUUUAUCUAGACACAACUUGCUACAAAUCAAAGAGCAGUAAAAUUGCAGAAAGCUGUUUGCAGAUCUUAACCAAGAGAACCAUGCCACAGCUACAGGAAAGGCAAGGUAUCUUCUUCUGAAGUUGAAGAGUGAAUUGAAGAUGUUGACAGAAUCCAGUACUUCCUAUGGGGCUCUUUAACCUGUCAGGAAGCCUGAUUAAAGAAUCUUGCAGACAUAAAAUGGUGACAAUUAUUUUGCUUCUUCCACAAAUCUCAGAAACAAGCAAAUAAAUGCCCUCCCUCCCUUCCCCUCCACAUUUCCGGCAUCCAUAUGUUAUUGUUGUCCCAACAGGAAAAAGAAAGCCCAAAUGACCACCGGGUUCAACCCACUUCCCCACAAGCAGAGUCACUUAUGUCCCCCCAUCCUUGUUCAUUACAAAGGUGUAAGGAAGAAAGUAACAUGCCACUAAAAUUAUCUUGGUCACCAGUUAUUUUUCUGAUAACUAGUACAAAAGAUUAUAUUCGUUGAACUGGCUUUACAUAUAGUAACUGGCAUCAGGAUACUUUGUGCUUUUUAUUGGAUAUUACCUUUAAUCCCUAUAUUAGAGGAAUGGCAACUUAAACUAUGGGAAUUUAUAUCAAGCUGUCUAAAAUAGCUUCACACAUGAAAAACAGGUCUGAUGUUUGUUUCAAUUUAAUCUGGAAACUGUUUAUGGAGUACAAGUUUGCUGCCAUAUCUAAAGUUUGAAUUUUCUUCAAAUAAGGGUUCUAAACUCCUAAGCUAUGUUUAUUUUUAUCAGAUAGAUUUCUUAGCUAAUCUAAUUUCAUUUUAAUACUAGGUUAAUACAGCAGUUUUGAAAGUGCUAAAAUGUAAAACUCUCGUGAAACUAUCUUUGUAUUUGUUCCAUGCAAGUUGAUAUAUAAGGACAAAAGUGAGGUGUUUCCUCCAAUGGAAUGGUUUGCACUUUCUUUUAAUUUUACCUUACGUUAUUCCACAAACUUUUCCAUGUAAUGUUUGUAUU